CGCUGUCCUUUGAUCUCCCAGCCCGGCACAGGCUCAGGUGCAGCCGCCUCUCCUGGCGCACUGGCAGUGGCAGCCAUGGCACGAGAAGAUUCCCCUCGGGACAGCUACCACCUUGUCGGGAUCAGCUUCUUCAUCCUGGGAUUGGGCACCCUCCUCCCCUGGAACUUCUUCAUUACCGCUAUCCCGUACUUCCAGGCACGGUUGGCAGGGGCAAACGGCACAGCUGAGACUCUGAGCACCAACCACACGGGUUCCACAGACAUUUACAACUUCAACAACUGGGUGACACUGCUGUCCCAGCUGCCCCUACUGCUCUUCACGCUCCUCAACUCUUUCCUGUAUCAGUGCAUCCCUGAGGCAGUGCGUAUUCUGGGCAGCCUGCUGGCCAUACUACUGCUCUUUGCCUUGACAGCAGUAUUGGUGAAGGUGGACUUGAACCCUGGGCUGUUUUUUUCCAUCACCAUGGCAUCUGUCUGGUUCAUUAAUUCCUUCUGUGCAGUGCUUCAAGGCAGCCUCUUCGGGCAGCUGGGUACCAUGCCUUCUACCUACAGCACCCUCUUCCUCAGUGGCCAGGGCCUGGCUGGGAUCUUCGCAGCCCUUGCUAUGCUCAUGUCCAUGGCCAGUGGUGUAGAUGCACAGACCUCUGCCCUUGGGUACUUCAUCACUCCCUGUGUAGGCAUCCUCCUCUCCAUCAUGUGUUACCUUAGCCUGCCCCAUCUGGAGUUUGCCCGAUACUACCUGGCCAAGAAGCUGUCCCAGGCCCCAGCUCAGGAGCUAGAGACCAAAGCUGAGCUCCUCCAAGCUGAUGAGAAGAAUGGGAUUUCCAUCAGCCCCCAGAAGGCAGGCCCAGCUCUGGAUCUUGAUCUUGAGAAAGAGCCAGAGUCAGAGUUGGAACUGGAUGAGCCACAGAAGCCAGGAAAACCUUCAGUCUUUGUUGUCUUCCGGAAGAUCUGGCUGACGGCGCUGUGCCUUGUGUUGGUCUUCACAGUCACCCUGUCAGUCUUUCCUGCCAUCACAGCCAUGGUGACCAGCUCCACCAGCCCUGGGAAGUGGAGUCAGUUCUUCAACCCCAUCUGCUGCUUCCUGCUCUUCAACAUCAUGGAUUGGCUGGGCCGGAGUCUGACUUCCUACUUCCUGUGGCCAGAUGAGGAUAGCCGGCUGCUGCCCCUGCUGGUGUGCCUGCGUUUCCUGUUUGUGCCACUCUUCAUGCUCUGUCAUGUGCCCAAGCGAGCCCGGCUGCCCACCAUCUUCUGGCAGGAUGCCUACUUCAUCACAUUCAUGCUGCUCUUCGCCAUUUCCAACGGCUACUUGGUGUCUCUCACCAUGUGCCUGGCACCCAGGCAGGUGCUGCCACAUGAGAGGGAGGUGGCCGGAGCCCUCAUGACCUUCUUCCUGGCCCUGGGACUGUCCUGCGGAGCCUCUCUCUCCUUCCUCUUUAAGGCAUUACUCUGAGGUCCAUCAGUGCUCCCCUCCUUAGUGUUCCCCACAG
Molecule: messenger RNA, 1489 nt
Organism: Phodopus roborovskii (desert hamster)
Lineage: Eukaryota; Metazoa; Chordata; Mammalia; Rodentia; Cricetidae
Gene: Slc29a2
Product: solute carrier family 29 member 2
Exons: 12
Coding region: 76-1452 (458 amino acids)
Biological process (GO): guanine transport; hypoxanthine transport; thymine transport
Cellular component (GO): basolateral plasma membrane; plasma membrane
Molecular function (GO): nucleoside transmembrane transporter activity
Source: RefSeq, a predicted model, not a curated record